AUGGAGAGUAUUGGUGCUGUUUUUGAUAACUGCAUUCGCUGCGGCUGGUCAUGUUGUAAGAGGAGAACCACUGACUUCUCAGAUUUCUUAAGCAUUGUGGGUUGUACAAAGGGCUUCCAUAACAGUGAGAAGCCACCUGAGCCGGUCAAGCCUGAAGUUAAAACUACCUCUGAGCGAAAAGAGCUAGCUGACCUGAAACCUAAAUUUGAAGAACACAUCAUUCAGGCACCAAAGCCCGUGGAAUCCAUUCGGAGGCCCAGCCCAGAUGAGCCGAUGACUUACUUGCCGUUGAAAGUGUCAGCUUCCUUGAAGCAAGCACUGGACAAGCUGAAACUGUCGUCGGAGAACGAAAUUAAAAAAGAAGAGGAUAGUGAUGAGAUAAAGGUUGGGACUUCGUGUAAAAAUGGGGGCUGUACAAAGGCAUUUGAAGGACCAGACAGCAUGGAAGAAGAGUGCACGUACCACUCAGGUGUGCCUAUAUUCCACGAAGGGAUGAAGUAUUGGAGUUGCUGCAAGAGGAAAACAUCAGACUUCAAUACCUUCUUGGCUCAAGAGGGCUGUACAACAGGAACACAUUUAUGGGUUAAGAAGGAUGCUGGGAAAAAGAUGGUUUCCUGCAGGCACGACUGGCAUCAGACUGGAGGUGAAGUGACCAUAUCCAUAUAUGCUAAGAACUCAGUCCCUGAACUCAGUCGCGUAGAAGCAAAUAGCACAUUGUUAAAUAUCCAUAUUGUGUUCGAAGGCAAUAAGGAGUUCAAUCAGAAUCUGAAUUUAUGGGGCGUGAUUGAUGUGAAAAGGAGCUACGUAACUAUGACCGCUACCAAGAUUGAGCUCAUUAUGAGGAAAGCUGAGCCCAUGCUGUGGGCAGGCUUGGAACUCCCAGUGUCCAAAUGUCAACAGAAACAAUAGCAAGGCAUUGCGGAACAAGCUUGAAGUCUGAAAGAGGCCAGCUGAUUCCCAUAACGAAGUGGUGACUUGCUGUUGAAG
This is a messenger RNA of Euleptes europaea (tarantolino), 987 nucleotides long. RefSeq names its product cysteine and histidine rich domain containing 1 (gene CHORDC1). Gene Ontology annotation, molecular function: zinc ion binding. The transcript is spliced from 10 exons. The record is from RefSeq and is a predicted model, not a curated record. Gene Ontology annotation, biological process: centrosome duplication. NCBI's taxonomy places the organism in Eukaryota, Metazoa, Chordata, Lepidosauria, Squamata, Sphaerodactylidae.